AUGGAUGAGACUCUGAUUGCCACAAUCAACAAGCUGCAAGAUGCUUUGGCACCCCUAGGUGGAGGGUCCCAAUCUCCUGUUGAUCUACCUCAAAUAACUGUGGUCGGCUCUCAGUCAUCUGGUAAAUCCUCGGUCCUGGAAAAUAUUGUGGGAAGAGACUUUCUUCCUAGAGGCACUGGUAUCGUUACGAGAAGACCAUUAGUUCUUCAAUUGAUCAAUAAAAGGCCAAUGAAAGGCUCACCAUCUCAAUCUACGAAGAAUGAAUUACUUGAUUUAGAUGGCCCUAGCAGCAAAAAAGGGCAGUCAGAAGAUAAUUUGAACGAAUGGGGUGAGUUUUUGCAUCUUCCAGGGAAAAAGUUCUUCAAUUUCGACGAAAUAAGACAGGAAAUUGUGACUGAAACGGACAAGACAACAGGCAAGAACGCUGGAAUUUCCUCAAUUCCCAUCAAUUUAAGAAUUUAUUCCCCUCAUGUUUUAACCUUGACGCUUGUUGAUUUACCUGGUCUGACAAAGGUUCCAGUAGGUGAUCAGCCAAUUGAUAUCGAGAAGCAGAUCAAAGAUAUGAUUUUAAAGUAUAUCUCGAAACCCAAUGCAAUUAUUUUAUCUGUGAAUGCCGCGAACACGGAUCUUGCGAAUAGCGAUGGCUUAAAACUGGCAAGAGAGGUCGACCCAGAGGGUACAAGAACAAUUGGUGUGCUAACUAAAGUUGAUUUAAUGGAUCAGGGUACAGAUGUUAUUGACAUUCUAGCCGGCAGAGUAAUUCCUUUAAGGUAUGGUUACAUCCCUGUCAUCAACAGGGGCCAAAAGGAUAUAGAGGCAAAGAAAACGAUUAGGGCUGCAUUGGAGGACGAGAGGAAAUUCUUCGAAAAUCAUCCCUCCUAUAGCUCAAAAGCGCACUAUUGUGGCACUCCUUACCUAGCAAAGAAAUUGAAUUCUAUUUUGUUACACCAUAUCAGACAGACGCUUCCAGAGAUAAAAAACAAAAUCGAGGUAACUCUAAAGAAAUAUCAAUCGGAGCUUCUAAGCCUUGGCCCAGAAACAAUGGACUCACCUAACUCUAUUGUAUUGAGUAUGAUUACUGAUUUUUCCAAGGAAUACACAGGCAUAUUAGAUGGUGAGGCUAAGGAAUUGUCCAGCCAAGAGCUUUCUGGUGGUGCCCGUAUCUCGUUUGUUUUCCAUGAGAUUUACAAGAAUGGAGUAAGAGCUUUAGAUCCCUUUGACCAAAUUAAGGACUCUGACAUCAGAACCAUAAUGUACAAUAGUUCCGGUGCGGCACCAUCUUUGUUCGUUGGUACCGAAGCGUUCGAAGUACUUGUGAAGCAGCAAAUUCAUAGAUUUGAAGAACCAAGUCUAAGAUUGAUUAGCCUGGUUUUCGAUGAACUGGUUCGAAUUUUGAAGCAAAUAAUUUCGCAGCCCAAGUACAGCAGGUAUCCUGGCUUGAGAGAGGCGAUGUCAAAUUAUUUUGUUCAGUUUCUCAAAGAGGCCAUCAUUCCAACCAAUGAAUUUGUAUUGGAUAUUAUCAGAUCUGAGCAAACAUACAUUAACACUGCACAUCCUGACCUAUUAAAAGGUUCACAGGCAAUGGCAAUGGUUGAGGAAAGGCUGCACCCAAGGCAAGUAGCAGUUGACCCGAAAAGUGGUAAACCCCUUCCUAAUCAGCCGCCCACACAGCAAACGACGGAGGAUAAGUCAGGCUUUUUCGGAGGGUUUUUUUCGUCAAAGAACAAAAAGAAACUUGUGGCAUUAGAGUCUCCACCUCCUGUACUAAAAGCUAGCGGACAGAUGACCGAAAGAGAAACAAUGGAAACUGAAGUCAUCAAACUGUUAAUUGAUAGCUAUUUCAACAUUGUGAAGAAGACCGUCGCCGAUAUCAUACCUAAGGCUGUUAUGUUCAAACUAAUUGUUAAGAGUAAGAAUGACAUCCAGAAAAUUCUUUUGGAAAAACUGUAUGGAAAUCAAGAUAUUGAGGACUUAACGAAGGAAAAUGACAUCACCAUCCAGAGGAGAAAAGAGUGUCAAAAAAUGGUUGAAAUUUUGAAAAACGCCAGUGAAAUUGUCUCUUCAGUUUAA
This is a messenger RNA of Lachancea fermentati, 2070 nucleotides long. Lineage: Eukaryota; Fungi; Ascomycota; Saccharomycetes; Saccharomycetales; Saccharomycetaceae. The record is from the annotation of a GenBank genome assembly.